UGGCGGCGCGGGGGCGCUUCCGGGGCGGGCGGAACUGCGCAGCGCCAAGAUGGCGGCGGCCGCGGUCGGAGUCUCCUUGAGGCGCGGAGUCCCCGCGCGGCUCCUGCGGGCCGGGCCGCGGGCGGUGCUCCGGCAGGCGCAGACGGCGGCGGCGGCGCCGCGGCUGAAGAAAUUCGCCAUCUACAGAUGGGACCCCGACAAGGCCGGGGACAAACCCCGCAUGCAGACCUACGAGGUGGACCUGAACAAGUGUGGGCCCAUGGUGCUCGAUGCCCUGAUCAAGAUCAAGAACGAGAUGGACUCCACACUGACCUUCCGCAGGUCCUGCAGGGAGGGGAUCUGCGGCUCCUGCGCCAUGAACAUCGCGGGGGGCAACACCCUGGCCUGCAUCAAAAAAAUCGACAGUGACCUCAGCAAAGUCACCAAAAUCUACCCCCUGCCCCACAUGUACGUGGUGAAGGACCUGGUCCCGGACCUGAGUAACUUCUACGCCCAGUACAAAUCCAUCGAGCCCUACCUGAAGAAGAAGGACGAGUCCAAGGAGGGCAAGCAGCAGUACCUGCAGUCCAUAGAGGACCGCCAGAAGCUGGACGGGCUCUACGAGUGCAUCCUGUGUGCCUGCUGCAGCACCAGCUGUCCCAGCUACUGGUGGAACGGGGACAAGUACCUGGGCCCCGCCGUGCUCAUGCAGGCGUACCGCUGGAUGAUCGAUUCCCGCGAUGAGUUCACGGAGGAGCGCCUGGCGCAGCUGCAGGACCCGUUCUCGCUGUACCGCUGCCACACCAUCAUGAACUGCACCCGCACCUGCCCCAAGGGGCUGAACCCCGGCAAAGCCAUCGCUGAGAUCAAGAAGAUGAUGGCAACCUACAAGCAGAAGGCAGCGACUGCCUGAGGGCUGAGUGACCCCAGAGGGACCUGGAGUGACCCCAGAGGGACCUGGAGUGACCCCAGAGGGACCUGGAGUGACCCCAGAGUGACCUGGAGUGACCCCGGAGUGACCCCACAGUGACCCUCACCCUGUGCUGGGGUUGCUGGGCACCUUCAAUAAAGGCUGUAAAGAACA
Messenger RNA from Passer domesticus (house sparrow), 1063 nucleotides. It is a transcript of the gene SDHB, whose product is annotated as succinate dehydrogenase complex iron sulfur subunit B. Gene Ontology annotation, molecular function: electron transfer activity; 2 iron, 2 sulfur cluster binding. NCBI's taxonomy places the organism in Eukaryota, Metazoa, Chordata, Aves, Passeriformes, Passeridae. Gene Ontology annotation, cellular component: mitochondrial membrane. Bases 50 to 892 code for a protein of 280 amino acids. The transcript has 8 exons. The record is from RefSeq and is a predicted model, not a curated record. Gene Ontology annotation, biological process: respiratory electron transport chain; aerobic respiration; tricarboxylic acid cycle.